Messenger RNA from Labeo rohita (rohu), 4050 nucleotides. RefSeq names its product granulin a (gene grna). Lineage: Eukaryota; Metazoa; Chordata; Actinopteri; Cypriniformes; Cyprinidae. The coding region runs from base 172 to 3291 and encodes 1039 amino acids. The record is from RefSeq and is a predicted model, not a curated record. Gene Ontology annotation, cellular component: extracellular region. The transcript is spliced from 23 exons.
AGGCGGAGCUUGAGAGAACACUACAUUUAAGGAGCGAACAUUUGUUAAUUCCAGCACAGUGUGGGAACGUUGCGAGGAGACAAGACCGGUAACUUGGACCCCACGGAUCCUCGGACUGGUCAUUCACCUCCAGCUGUUUACUAACCCACCUGUUCAUUUACCAUUUUAAAAAUGUUGAAAGUGACAUUAAGUCUCGCUCUGGUGACGCUGGUUGCUUGCUCGCAGUGCCCCACCAAUGAAGUCUGUGAGGCAGGCCAGUCAUGCUGCCAGGAUCCCACCGGAGAUUUCAGCUGCUGCCCUUUCCAUCACGGAGAGUGUUGUGAGGACCACCUGCACUGCUGUCCUGAAGGCAUGCUGUGCAGUUUUACGGACUCCACGUGUAUAAACGCCACACAUACACUGCCGUUUGGGGAAAGGAUACCGGCUAAACGGACAGACCUUCCCAAAUCGUUCAGAAUGAUUCCCUCAUUACCUGUAAGUGAAGAUGACAUCACCUGUCCUGACGGCUCAUUCUGUCCUGCUGAGUUCUCCUGUCUGCUGAUGGCUUCAUCAUAUGGGUGUUGUCCCGUAGCACAGGGCCUUGUGUGCUCAGAUGGGAAACACUGCUGCCCAAAAGACCAUGAAUGCAGUGCAGACAGCAGUUCCUGUGUCAAACUAAAAGAACCAGAGACUGUUCUUUGUGGAAAUGGGACCUCAGAGUGUCCUGUGGACACCACAUGUUGUAAGACAGAAGAUGGCCAGUGGGCGUGCUGCCCCAUGCCGAAGGCUGUAUGUUGUGACGAUAAAAUCCACUGUUGUCCAGAGGACAGUGUCUGUGACAUCAAAGCCUCCAAAUGCAUAUCCUCCACCAAUAAGGAGCUGCCUAUGUGGGCCAAGUUCCCUGCUCGUGUUAGAGCUGAAUGGGAAAAUCACAAACCUGCAGAAAUGAGGGCUAAACCUGAACUCACUACAACCAGACAAAUCACUACUGCUGGCAACCAAAUGACUACAUUGCCUGGUGCACCCCCUAAGACCUCUGAUGUUCCCUGUAAUGACACUGCGGCCUGUCCAGAUGGAAGCACAUGCUGUAAGACUAAAGAAGGAGGAUGGGCCUGUUGUCCUCUACCAAAGGCCGUGUGUUGUGAAGACUUUAUCCACUGCUGUCCUACUGGUAAGAUAUGUAAUGUUAGUGCUGAGACGUGUGAGGACCCUUCAGGCUCUGAGCCCUGGUUCAAGAAGCUGCCCGUCAAAAUUAUCCGCAGACAGAAUGUGACUGUUAAACAAGUGCAUUUAAAUGUUCAGUGUGAUGACACCACGUCUUGUGAAGAUGGAGAAACAUGCUGUAAGACUCAAGAAGGAGGAUGGGCCUGCUGUCCUCUACCACAGGCCGUGUGUUGUGAAGACUUCACCCACUGCUGUCCUCAUGGUAAGAAAUGUAACACUGCUGCUGGGACGUGUGAGGACCCUUCAGGCUCUGAGCCCUGGUUUGAGAAGGUGCCCGCCAAAACGAUCAGCCGUCAGAAUGUGACUGUUAAACAAGUGCAUUUAAAUGUUCAGUGUGAUGACACCACGUCUUGUGAAGAUGGAGAAACAUGCUGUAAGACUCAAGAAGGAGGAUGGGCCUGCUGUCCUCUACCACAGGCCGUGUGUUGUGAAGACUUCACCCACUGCUGUCCUCAUGGUAAGAAAUGUAACACUGCUGCUGGGACGUGUGAGGACCCUUUGGGCUCUGAGCCCUGGUUCGAGAAGGUGCCCGCCAAAACGAUCAGCCGUCAGAAUGUGACUGUUAAACAAGAUGUUCCCUGCAACGACACUGCGGCCUGUCCAGAUGGAAGCACAUGCUGUAAGACUAAAGAAGGAGGAUGGGCCUGCUGUCCUCUGCCAGAGGCCGUGUGUUGUGAUGACUUCAUCCACUGCUGUCCUCAUGGUACAACAUGUAACGUUGCUGCCGGGUCUUGUGAUGAAUCAUCAGGCUCUAGGCCUUGGUUUGAGAAGUUGCCCGUUAAACAAAUCAGCAGUCAGAAUGUGGCUGUUACACCAGUGUCUUCGGUGCAUUCAAAUGUUACCUGUGAUAGCACCAAGUCCUGUCCAGAUGGAAGCACAUGCUGUAAGACUCAAGAAGGAGGAUGGGCCUGUUGUCCUCUACCAGAGGCCGUGUGUUGUGAUGACUUCAUCCACUGCUGUCCUCAUGGUACGACAUGUAACGUUGCUGCUGGGUCUUGUGACGAAUCUUCAGGCUCCAGGCCUUGGCUGGAAAAGUUGCCUGCUUUCACUACAGCGGGUCAAAGGUCACCUGGGAACGUGAACUGCGACUCUACCCACGUUUGUCCUGAUUCCAACACUUGCUGUAAGAACAUAGAUGGAGACUGGGGCUGCUGUCCUUUACCUGAGGCUGUGUGUUGUAAGGAUAAAUUCCACUGUUGUCCACACGGCACCAUUUGUGACUUUGUAAAACUCACCUGCAAUAGCAACACCACAUCUGUGCCUAUGUCAGACAUAAUUCAGCCCUCAGCUAAGGAGGAACAGAGACAGCAUGGGGAAGUGAAAGAGAGAGUGGGGAAGUACAAUAGCAGGGUUCCAUGUGAUGCAAAAACUUCCUGUCCAGAUCACACCACUUGCUGUCUUAUUGCAAAAACCAACAAAUGGGGCUGUUGUCCUCUGCCUAAUGCUGUAUGUUGCACAGAUGGGGAACACUGUUGUCCGGCUAACUACAAGUGUGAUGUGAGCAGGGUGUCUUGCAUCAAGGGAGAUGUGGUGAUCCCCUGGUACAAUAAAAUUUCCACUCAAAGCACACCGGCUCCAAGCUUAGACUUCGGCGCUGUUAAAUGCGACAAACAGUCGAGUUGCUCUGCAGAUUCAACCUGCUGCCAUCUAUCCACGGGAGAAUGGGGCUGCUGCCCUUAUCCUGAGGCUGUUUGCUGCCCAGACCAGCAGCACUGCUGUCCCACAGGCUACAGGUGUGACCUGCAUAGACGCUCCUGCAUAAAAACCACCUGGCUACAUGUGGAAAUAGUCCCACUUGCCUACAUUGGUGGCCAAAAUCCACAGUCGAGCGUGUCGGAAAAGGGCAUUCAGUGUGGAGGUGGAUAUAGCUGCCAAGAUAGUCAGACCUGUUGUCCAACCUCCCAGACCACCUGGGGCUGUUGCCCGUCUCCGAAGGCGGUGUGCUGUGAUGAUAUGACACACUGCUGCCCUGCUGGAUACAAAUGUGGCGAAGGUGGAACUUGUACUUCAUCCGUAGGCUUUGACUGGAACAACUGGAACAAUUGGAGGGUGUUCUUCUCCAAAAAGAAACGAGCUACUACUCUGUGAAAAAACAACAACACACAAGUCGCUCAGAUGGCCAACACUCCCUAAAAUGUCAGAUUUUUUUUUUUAAAUGAUACGUUUAUUAAAGUACUAAUCAGAGAUAAUCAGACAGUUUACUGCAAAAGGUUGAUUUUAUUUGCAGGAGAAAGUUUCAUGAGGGCUAAAUAUGAUGGUUAAUAUAUGUUUCCAUUGUCUAUCAUUAAUAACAACUUAAUUUUAUCCACUGAGUCUUUUGUACAUUUUAAGAAUGGGUCAUUAUUGUAAAGUGUACAUUGUUCAUAAGUGUUUUAGCUACUGCUCAGUUUAUCUGAAGAAUAGUUUGACUACAGAAUGAUGAAAACAUGAAACAUGUAUUGAAGCAUUGAUGACCUCUAGUGGCUGAAUUCAGUUCACACGUAUCUCAUUAACACUUGCCAUGUACAAAUAUCACAGAUCUCUGUGGUUUACAGGUUACCUGUUUUUUCAGACCUGACAUCAUGCAGUCUUGUGAUUAUGACCACAUGACAUAUGCCCUGAAUAAGGAAACAUAUUACAUUUUCUCUUCAGAUAGCAAACCUUACCUUUUCUGUGUAACUUUUUUAUUGCAGAUAUUGAUCUUUACCAUUAAUUGUGUAAUUGUCUUCUUUAUUGAUUUAUUGCUGGUUUUUAACAGUUGUAUUGAUUGAGUGUCAUGACAGAUGACUAAAAGUUUUAUGAAGUAAACAUGUGACCACUCUGAAACCUUGUCAGCUCUAAAAGAGAAAUAAAAGAGAUAAAAUAAAA